AUGGAUCCCAAGUUCGAAGCGGCCACCAAAAUUGCUCGCUACGCUUUUCGCGUAGUCAACAGCGAUGUAUUUAACGACCAAUGGACCCCGAACUCAUGGUCGAUUACUGCCAUAGUGCUACUCUCCAUGGUGCCAGUUUGUACCAUUUUCUGGAAGAAUCCCGCGAAAAUUUCGACAGUCAUACUAACGGAAAACAUAGGACUCACGUUCGUUAGCUUGCAAACCAUCCACUGCUUGUUGGAAAUCAUCGUCAAGCGUAACUCCUGGAAGAACAUAAUGAAAGAAGUCGAACAACGUCGCUAUCAGUAUAAAACUCCGAAAUCAUCUCCGGUAUUCGAUGAAUUUUACCAACGCACCGUUCUGUUCAGCAAGUUUAUCUACGCCAUGUAUUUCUCGACAUCCUGUUACUAUUUGUUUCCGAUCGUUGCAGCUGAUCCUGAAAAGUUUUACCUUCCAUUUGGUUUUACUCUACCGCUGUUGGAUGUUAAAACAAGCUUGGGUUACUGUCUGAACUACGUUUACCAAGUUCUGAUUGUAACCAUAUGCCAACAUUCGUUGUGUGGUCACUUCAGCACCGUUACCGUGGCUGUUCUAUCGGCCUGUUGUCAGAUUCGUUGCAUUAAAAUACUUCUCCGUGAUCUGAAUGAGUUGUUGAACAGUCCGAUCGAACAACCGGAGGCCAUCCGGGAAUUGCUGGCGGAAAUCAUCAAUUUGCACGCCACGAAUAUUGAAUUCAUCCAGCGACUGCAAAACCUGCUUUCCUGGGUCUACUUAACGAUCUUCAUUACUUGCGGCAUGGUCACCUUCAGCACACUGAACAUGGUGGUUGAUAAUCCAUGGACCUCUGCUACAUUUCUUUUCAUAGGAGGCACCGGUUCCGUACUAUUGCAUUGCUUCUACGGUAACAUGCUGCUGGUUGAGAACGACACCCUUGCGGAUGCUUUCUACGCCAUCGAUUGGUACUGGUUGGCGGUACGUGAACGGAAAGCGUUCCGGUUUACUCUGGCCAACGCUCAGCCCGACAUGCAGCUGCACGGUAUAUUCGCACCGGUCAAUCAGGCCACUUCAGUAGCGAUCAUCCGAGCAGCCUUUUCGUACUUUUCGAUUCUUAUGAACUUCAGCUCAGAAUAG
This is a messenger RNA of Sabethes cyaneus, 1131 nucleotides long. Its product is annotated as odorant receptor 49b-like. Gene Ontology annotation, molecular function: odorant binding; olfactory receptor activity. NCBI's taxonomy places the organism in Eukaryota, Metazoa, Arthropoda, Insecta, Diptera, Culicidae. Gene Ontology annotation, biological process: sensory perception of smell; detection of chemical stimulus involved in sensory perception of smell. The transcript has 2 exons. Gene Ontology annotation, cellular component: plasma membrane. The record is from RefSeq and is a predicted model, not a curated record. Bases 1 to 1131 code for a protein of 376 amino acids.